AUGAGAGUUUAUAAUUCUUCACUACAGCACGCAAUUGAACAGGAAAAUCUAGUUUUUCACGAUAUCAUAGAGGGGAAAUUUAUAGAUUCCUAUCGUAAUUUGACUCUUAAAGGAGUGUUGGGAUUCAAAAGGAUUUCCGAAAAUUGUCGAAAUGCUGAAUUUGUUGCCAAAAUAGAUGAUGAUGUGAUUGUCAACUUCUUUAAACUUUUGCGAUAUUUUUCGUUCAUUAAAUUAAGGAGAUAUUUGAUGUGUAAUAAGGUGAAAUCAAACGUAUUUCCGAUACAGCGUAAUGCAAGUGAUAAAUGGAAUGUGUUCAGCGAUGAGUUUAAAAGGAUGAUACGUUAUCCAUAUACUUCUUGUUUAGGUCCGGCAGUAUUUAUAUCUAAAGAUCUGAUUCCGAUUGUAUAUACGACUGCAUCAAUGUCGCAAUUUUUCUGGAUAGUAGAUAUUUAUCUGUUCGGAAUACUUCCCUCAAAGAUUCCAGGUUUAGUUUACCACAGGAUCAAUCAGAAUGUUUCAUAUACUUACCAAUACACAGCAGACUGUUUUGGAAAGCAAAAAAAAGAAUGUGAUUUGAUAGUGGAAAUUAGAGAAACAUAA
Messenger RNA from Mytilus californianus (California mussel), 600 nucleotides. RefSeq names its product beta-1,3-galactosyltransferase 1-like. Gene Ontology annotation, cellular component: membrane. The record is from RefSeq and is a predicted model, not a curated record. The coding region runs from base 1 to 600 and encodes 199 amino acids. Gene Ontology annotation, molecular function: hexosyltransferase activity. The transcript is spliced from 3 exons. Lineage: Eukaryota; Metazoa; Mollusca; Bivalvia; Mytilida; Mytilidae.